Cylicocyclus nassatus is the source of this 1091-nucleotide messenger RNA. The record is from the annotation of a GenBank genome assembly. NCBI's taxonomy places the organism in Eukaryota, Metazoa, Nematoda, Chromadorea, Rhabditida, Strongylidae.
AUGGAGCUAUCUGGAUUUCCACAUCAGGUUGGAGGUCAUUUUGGAUUACUACAAUGCAAUGGUCAUGUGGCAAAGCCGAUGAACACGCGAGAAUUGGCGUUUUACGAAUUAAUGGGCGAAAAUAUACGUCAAUUCGCCCCGGAUUACUGCGGACGCGUACGAGUAUGUGCCAGUGUAGACGACGACGGUGAUCUUCGCCUAGUUGCUGAGCCAAAGGUCGAAUGUCAUCCGAAAGUGAAACGAUCAGGAUCAGAAUCGAAAAAAUCUGGUUCGGUACGGUUUCAUCUGGAUGAAAGCGGGAAAAUCGAAGUUAUCACUGAUCGAGUGUCAAGUAAUUACUGGGCAGCCGAGUGUCAGAGCAAGGUUGUUCAUAAAUUGCUCGAAGGCUCAUAUUCAUGGUUUAUUCUAUUAAAUAAUGUAGUGGCGACAUAUUCACGCCCGUGUGUCCUUGAUCUCAAAAUAGGCACUAGACAGCACGGCGAUGACGCGUCCGAGUCAAAACGACAUCGACAGCUGCGAAAAUGUCGUGAAUCAACAAGUGCGACGUUAGGAGUGAGAAUGGUCGGAAUGCAAUUGUAUGAAUUGAGAACAAAGUCCUACACGUUUGUUGAUAAACAAGAAGGACGACGAAUAGAUGCUGCACAAUUUCGUUCACAUCUACAGAAAUUUGUGCGAACAUGUGGUAUUGGACGUGCUGCACGUCUUAGACAUAGGCUUCGAGAAUUGCGAGCGACAUUGCUCGAAUGUGAAGGAUAUCGGUUCUUUUCGUCCUCACUACUGUUUGCCUUCGACGCCGAUGCUGCCGAUUCGACCACCGACGAUGCGAUUCGAUUACGUCUCAUAGAUUUCGCACAUUCCACGUUCCCCGGUUUUGCGCAGGAUGUCGUCUACGAGGGUGUGGACGAAGGAUGUCUACUGGGCAUUGACAGCAUCUUGGCUGCGAUAGACGUCGCCCCAUGCGCGGCUGCUCCGACCGCCCCCGCCCAGAAUCCGGCGGCUGUAACCCCGACUUAGCAGCACGGGCUUUUGGGUUCACACUCUCAUCUGGCUGUGAUCCACUGAGUUAUGUUGCAUUCUGUGGUAGACGAACU